AUGUCAUCCUAUACCUACUUUCCCGGGUCUGUUGCAGCUCCAACCUUCCUCGGCUCCGGCCUCCUCCUCGGCCUCCUCCUCCACACUUUCGCCUUGUUGGCCCUUUUACUCACUAGCAAUGCGAUGAAGGCCGAGCCGGCACCAGUUUCUCUCCUACCGGCGGCCCCGGCGUUCACCGAGACCGACUUUCUCCAGAUGCUCGGGGUGACAUCUGUGAAGCGGCACCUCAAUGCACUCUUCGGCCUUCAGGGUCAAAUCCAGCAUGCCAUCCUCAGCGCCCUCUCGCCGUUCGAAGAUGCCCUUGACGCCGCCAUGGCUGUUGCCAGCACCAUCCGAGACCACACCACCGCCCUCCAUGACCUUCGCAAGAGCGUCGAAGCCGCUAGGGCUGAAGCUGCCGCCGCCAAAGCCGCCACCGCCCAGCUUCAGGCAAACUUCUCCUCCCACCAGGCCGCUUCCCAGCGCACCAUCGAUCAACUCAUCACCCGGGUCGACGAGUUGAGCGCCCGCCUCUCCGGCACCUUCUCUCCCCCGGCUGCCUCCUCGUCGCCUUUGCCUCCACCCCCCUCUGACCUGGAUUCCGAGCUCUCCAACCGUGAGUAUCCUGACCACAACCUUCCUGACGACCUCGCAAACCAGCUCUAUGAUCUUGUCGCAGGAGUUUCCGACGACAGCGACUCUGAAUUCAGCCAGUCGAAUGAGCCGGACGCCGAAUCUGACGCGGAGUCAGAUAGUGGGGGUGAAAGGGAGAAGGGUGACACCAAGGCUGGUCAUCGUGUGGAUUCUCGAUCGCCCUCUGAAGGUGAGGGGGAUGACGCUGAGGCUGGUCCUCAUGUGUUGCCCCGACCAUCCUCUCCUCUUCAAUCCGCCUUCCCGCUCCGUGAUGGCCCUACGAUGCCGCCGCCAGUUGGCAGAAAGAUCGCCAAACCGAAGUCCCGAAAGAAGGGUUAG
Molecule: messenger RNA, 951 nt
Organism: Lindgomyces ingoldianus
Lineage: Eukaryota; Fungi; Ascomycota; Dothideomycetes; Pleosporales; Lindgomycetaceae
Exons: 1
Coding region: 1-951 (316 amino acids)
Source: RefSeq, a predicted model, not a curated record